Molecule: messenger RNA, 783 nt
Organism: Argiope bruennichi
Lineage: Eukaryota; Metazoa; Arthropoda; Arachnida; Araneae; Araneidae
Exons: 1
Coding region: 1-783 (260 amino acids)
Source: RefSeq, a predicted model, not a curated record
AUGGUUUUCAAUGGCUCCAAAUCUGGACAAAACUUGUCACUUAACGAUUGUUUAGAGACUGGUCCGAAUGUGAAUCCCAGCAUUCUUGAGGUAAUAAUGAAAUUUAGGAGAUUUAAGGUUGCAUUUCAUGGGGACAUAGAAAAGGCAUUUUUAAUGAUAGGAAUGGCCCCUGAAGAUCGUAAAUUUUUGAAAUUUCUUUGGAAUGGAGGUAGCGAUCAUGAGGACUAUAGGAUUAUGCAGAUGACUCGAUUACCCUUCGGAUGCGAAACUUCUCCGUUUAUUUUAAGUGCAGUAAUUAAACAUCACAUUGCAAAAUUCGAAGCCGAAAGACCCGAUUCAGUGUCAAUGCUAAAUUCUGGUUCGUAUGUAGAUGAUUUGUAUUUUGGUGAGGAUAGUGCGAUGGAAGCGUUUGUGUUAUCAUCAGAUGCUGUAACAAUUUUGAGAAGUGGUGGGUUUAAGUUGAGAAAAUUAAGAUCCAACAAUAGCGACUUGAGAGCUUUGUGGUUCAAAAACGGAUUCUGUGAGAGUGAAGAAGGCGUUGAGUUGAAAAUUCUGGGGCUAAAUUGGAACUCCGACAAAGAUAUUUUGUCGUUGGAAGUGAAAGGGUUAGUGGAUAGUUUGAAUAAUAACAAGCGUUGUGUUUUACAGACUGCAGCGGAAAUUUUCGAUCCUGUGGGAUUGUUUACAUCCUUUGUAGUAAGAACUAAGUGUUUUUUACAAGAUAUAUGGGAAAGGGCUAUGGACUGGGACGAUGAUUUACGAGAGGAUUUACGACUCAAGUGA